GUAUUGGCCAUUGUCUGGUUCCUAUUUCCAAGGACUCAUGGUUAGAAAAACUCGCUCCCAUACAUACAUAACUUCUAGCAUAAACAUACCUUAUUUUGCGUUAGCUACGCUAGUGAAACUAUUUUCUCUGGGAAAGUUUUUUGCGGAAAGUUGGCUGAACUUCCACAUACCUCUACAUGCUUUAUAUUUGCUUUUCACAUGGAGAUCUACCGGAGAGACAUAGUUGGCUUUACGCCUGCUGAUCUCGGAAUU
Molecule: messenger RNA, 252 nt
Organism: Rhizophagus irregularis DAOM 181602=DAOM 197198
Lineage: Eukaryota; Fungi; Glomeromycota; Glomeromycetes; Glomerales; Glomeraceae
Source: RefSeq, a predicted model, not a curated record